Messenger RNA from Teleopsis dalmanni, 1209 nucleotides. RefSeq names its product protein ALP1-like. NCBI's taxonomy places the organism in Eukaryota, Metazoa, Arthropoda, Insecta, Diptera, Diopsidae. The transcript has 2 exons. The record is from RefSeq and is a predicted model, not a curated record. The coding region runs from base 1 to 1209 and encodes 402 amino acids.
AUGCCUAAAAAGAGUAUAAAAAAUCAAAUUAUAGACUUAAAAAUAAAUGCAGCUAUUAAAGAUCUUGAAUUUAUCGAAGACACAGCACACUUCGAUCAAUGGCACGCUCUCAUUGAUGAAAGAAUGGAUGAACUAAUGGAGGAUGUAAGAACAAUCACUUCUUAUCGACGAGGGGAUGAACUAAGUGUGCCAAAAUCCAUUCAUUGGCGAGAUAAUAUUUUAUGUUGUUUCGACGAAGGACGAUUUUUGCAAAUGUUACGUGUCAACAAGAGUCAAUUUGCUCGUCUUGUUGAAAUAUUUGCAAAUGAUAUAAUAUUCAAAGGUUCAGGAUCCAAUUUGCAACUGCCCGUGGAUUUACAACUCGCGAUAGUACUAUUCCGUUUAGGCUCUUCAGGAGAAAGUGCAUCAGUGCGAAAAAUCGCGACAAUUUUUGGAGUGGGAGAUGGUGGCACUCUGACCAAAAUUACCCAGAGAGUAUUUUCAGCAAUUUUGAAGAAAUUACCGGUAUACAUUCAAUGGCCUAGUGCGACUGAGCGUAGGCAACUUAUUGCUCAUACGUUCAGUGAGUUACCAUUCUGUAUUGGUUAUAUUGAUGGAAGUGAGAUAAAGCUGGCCGAAAAACCUAGCAAUAACCAUGAGGCAUAUUUUUCUCGUCAACGAAUAUAUUCUAUUAAAUUGCAAGUUGUAUGUGAUCAUAAGCUCCGCAUCAUGCACGCAUUAGUGGGUAAUCCGGGAAGCUACCAUGAUUCUAAAAUAUUUAAGAAAUCGCAUAUUGCAACAAACAGCGCGUGCUUAUUUACUGGAGAAGAAUGGAUUGCAGGCGACUCUGCGUACCAGUUGACUAAACAUUUGAUAACGCCAUAUCGCACCAAUUCUUCUUUAAUGAAUAUUGAACAACAAAACAAAUUCAAUAAAAGACACAGCCAAUACCGCGUUAGAGUUGAAAAUUGUUUCGGAAUCCUUAAAGAAAAGUUUUGCAGUUUAAAACAAAUGAGAAUUAAAAUAAAAGACAAAAAAAGCCAAAAAUUUUUCAAUUCUUGGAUUCUCGUUUGUUGUGUGUUGCAUAAUAUUUUGUUGGAAGACCGCAAUUUUUCACAAUUUGAAAGUGAGAAUAGCGAAUGGUGUGAAGCGCAGUAUGAUAGCAAUACUAUUGCUGCACCUACACCUGAGCUAAAAAGACAAACACUGUAUAAUAUGAUGUUUGAAUAA